Messenger RNA from Lycium barbarum (goji berry), 3489 nucleotides. RefSeq names its product U-box domain-containing protein 35-like. The coding region runs from base 296 to 2749 and encodes 817 amino acids. Gene Ontology annotation, biological process: protein phosphorylation; protein ubiquitination. The transcript is spliced from 10 exons. Gene Ontology annotation, molecular function: ATP binding; ubiquitin-protein transferase activity; protein kinase activity. Lineage: Eukaryota; Viridiplantae; Streptophyta; Magnoliopsida; Solanales; Solanaceae. The record is from RefSeq and is a predicted model, not a curated record.
GGGUCUUUUAAGUUUCUGAUUUUCUUUAUAAAAAAAUUCCUAGGCAUUUUCAAGAAUUGUGUAUUUGUGGAUUGAGUUAGCACAUGAUUCCACUUGUGGGAUUACACUGGGUAUGUUGUUGUUGUUGUUGAGUUAGCACAUGAUGACUUCAUAAGGUAUUCAGAAUAGUUUAAAGAUUCAGUCUUUAACGUGCUUGUUCAGUCAAGGAAAUGUUGGAUGUGAUGUGUUUUUUCUGGUUAAUUUUCUGUUCCCAGUUUGCAUUGAUUUGCAAAGAGCCUUGACAGUCAGUGGUUAGAUGAUGGAAGAAAAGGAUGGAGUGGUAACUAAAGUGGAAGGCGUAAGUUCUUUGCCUCCAUUAAACUCUUCCACCAUUGCAAUAGCUAUAAAUGGUAAGAAAAAGAGCAAAUAUGUAGUAAGGUGGGCUUUGGACAAAUUUGUCCCUGAAGGGAAGGUUUGCUUCAAGCUGUUACAUGUCCGUCCGCGCAUAACUGGUGUGCCAACCCCCAUGGGAAGCUUUAUACCUAUUUCUCAAGUGCGGGAUGAUGUAGUAGCUGCUUUUCGAAAGGAUGUCGAGUGGCAAACAAGUGAAAUUCUGCUUCCUUACAAGAUGUUAUGUACUAGACGAAAGGUCCAAGUAGAAGUUUUACAACUUGAAUCAGAUGAUAUCGUGAAAGCAAUAGCACAGGAGGUCACCAAGCUUAAUAUCAUCAAGCUUGUGAUAGGUGCUUCAUCUCGUAGCAUAUUUUCUAGGGGACAAAGCUUAUCCUCAAGAAUCUCGGACAGUACUCCAACCUUUUGUACCAUCUAUGCUGUUUCAAAUGGAAAAUUGUUAUCUGUACGUCCUUCUGAUUCAGAGAUAAAUGGAAGCAGUUCGGCUGAAGAUAGUUACACGAGCUGCUCAAUCACCAGUUCAACAGGCCACACUUCAAGUUCACUAACAGAAAGGUCGGAACCAGACUCAAGUUCUUCAUACAGUCACUUCCGUUCUCCAUCACUACCGAUGCAAAGAUUUCAAGCUCUGUCACAUAUUAAUCAGAACCUUCCUCAUAGAAGAGCAAGUUCAAAUGAAUCAGUCCACCAUAAAAACUAUUCUCUUGAUUUUGGAGACGGUGAGGAUGAUGUCAGUUCUUGUCCCCAAGGAACAUCUCUUACUGAUGGAGAUGAUCCUGCUUCUAGUUUUAGGAGCUUGGUAACUGACAACUAUUUAACAGCAGAUGAUCAAGCUUCAAUUUCAGGCGCUCAGACAGAUUCAUCGUCGGGAUAUGAGGCGGACAUCAAUUUUGAGCUAGAGAAGCUAAGAACUGAAUUAAGACAUACUCGAGGAAUGUAUGCAGUUGCACAAACGGAAGUAAUUGAUGCUUCUAGGAAGAUAAAAGAGCUUCACAAGCGUCGGUUGGAGGAAGACGUCAAAUUUCGGGAAAUUUGUUUGAAGGAGGAGGAAGUUAAAGAGUUAGCACGAAAAGAGAAUGAGAAGUAUGAAGCGGCAAAAGAAGAAGCUGAUUAUGUGAAGGACUGUGCUGAAAGAGAGGCUGCACAAAGAGAAGAAGCAGAAUUACUAGCCUUACGUGAGGCAAAAGAAAAAGAUAAGCUUGAGAAUGCCUUGACGGGUCAGGCACAUCAGUACCAAGAAUUCACUUGGGAAGAGAUCAUAUCUUCCACCUCUUCAUUCGCUGAAAAUCUUAAAAUUGGUAUGGGGGCAUAUGGAACCGUUUAUAAGUGCAGCUUGCAUCUUACUACAGUCGCUAUCAAAGUUCUUCACUCUGAGGGAUCUCACCUGACGAGGCAAUUUCAGCAAGAGCUGGAAAUAUUAAGCAAAAUUAGUCAUCCACACUUGCUAAUCCUUCUUGGUGUGUGCCCCGAUCGUGGUUGCUUAGUGUAUGAAUUCAUGGAGAAUGGUAGCUUGGAGGAGAGGCUCCUCAGGAAACAUGAUACACCUCCGAUUCCAUGGUUUGAUAGAUAUCGAAUUGCAUGGGAAGUGGCCUCUGCCCUUGCCUUUCUUCACAACUCCAAGCCAGAUCCAAUUAUUCAUCGUGAUCUAAAGCCAGCAAACAUAUUGCUUGAUCGUAAUUUUGUCAGUAAAAUUUGUGAUGUUGGCCUCUCAACUAUGAUUAAUUCAGACACUUCGUUAUCCACCAUUUACAAAGACACAGGUCCUGUGGGAACACUUUGCUACAUAGACCCUGAGUACCAAAGGACCGGAAUGAUCUCUCCAAAAUCUGACAUCUAUGCAUUUGGGAUGGUUCUGUUGCAGUUGCUAACAUCAAAAGCAGCAAUGGGACUUCCCCACAUUGUUGAGACAGCGAUCGAUAAGGAUAAUCUAACUAAGGUACUAGAUUCAGAGGCUGGUAAAUGGCCAUUAGAAGAGACAAAGAAACUAGCAAUGCUAGCACUUAAAUGCACAGAGCUUUGUCGAAGAGACAGGCCCGAUUUGAAAGGUGAAAUUCUCCCAGCAUUGGAGAAAUUGAAAGAAGUUGCUGAUAAGGCUCGAGAUUCUUCCUCAACUACCCGGCCUCCUCCUCCUAACUACUACUUGUGCCCAUUACUCAAGGAUAUAAUGGAGGAACCUUGUGUGGCGGCUGAUGGGUAUACUUACGACAGGAAGGCAAUAGAAACAUGGUUAAAAGAGAACGAUAUAUCACCAAUGACAAACCUACCAUUAGCUCAUAAGAACGUUCUACCAAAUUACGCACUGCUUUCCGCGAUUCUGGACUGGAAAUCAAGAAAGGCUGGAAAUAUUUGGAUUGUUUAGAUAGAUCUUUGUGAGACUUAUAGUCUAGUUGAACAUAGCUUACCAAAUUUAUAUCCCUUCACACAGUGAACCAGCCUAUAGAUUUGGAUGUUUCUCUGUAUGUAGCAUAUAACAAUGUUAGAAGCAUAAAAAUAUGUGAGACAGUAAGAGAAGAGUUGUGCCCGGGGGCGGGGGGCGGGGGGGUGGGUGUUUGUGAAAGGUUGCAUAUGAAACUAUGUAAUGACAUGCAUCAGUCUUGAAUUCCUCUUGUCAUCAGUGAAGCUGCAAUUAUCGUGUUGAGACCUCCUUUAAUAUCAAACAGUGUGUUCUUUGCAAUAUCUCCAUGAAAAUUUGGCAUUUUAUGGAAAAGACAGAAUUUUAAUCCCACAAGAAGCAGCUUGGACUUAAUCUUGCCUCCUAUAUCCACGGGAUAUAUUGGGAUUCCCAUAACAUAUGCUAUAAAGAUUCUAAAACCAAAGCCCACGUGGCCAGGCAUGAUCAUCCAAAAUUGCUGUAGGACCUAAUUUUCCUGGGAUUGUAGUUCAAUCGGUCAGAUCACCUCCCUACCAACACGAACGUUGUGGGCUCGAGCCCAAUCAGCCUGAUGGAUUCAAUAAAUAUAUCUCUUCAUCUCUCCAUUUUCUGUGAAAAAGGGAGACAGGGAGCAUACUUCAUUCCCAACAAGUCAUCUGCUUGACCUUGAUUCAAUCUUGUUUGAACAUAGGCAGAUCUAAGAUUUAUACUUAAGUUAUUAGCAUAAG